CACGGGAACUUUGCGUCUUAGGGUCAUUAUACACGAGGGGUAGCGUGUGUACUGGAAUGUAGAAAGUUAGAAUGUGUAGGAUGACAGUAAAAAGUAUAAGAUAACCUGAACGAAUGUUUUAGUAAUAGAAGUGGUGUGUUUUUGAUCAAACAUCUCGCUUACGCCAUUGUAUGAUUUCUCUGCAGUUAUUGUUUGAAAAGGAUUACUCAUUGUUUUAUUGAUUUGUGGUUUAAUUGGCAGCAUGGCGGAAGUAGAUCGUCCUGGUAAAUUAUUUAUUGGCGGACUGAAUUUUGAAACAAACGAAAAAGCUAUCGAAUCUGUAUUUGCAAAAUAUGGGAAGGUGGUCGAAGGCUAUAGAUGGAAAACCAAUUAAAGUUGAACAAGCAACUAAACCCACUGGCAGUAGCAGACGCCCACCACCGAGAAGUUAUGGUCCUCCAAGGGGGUUUAGAGGUGGGAGAGGAGGCUUUAGAGGACCACCUCAUAGAGGUCCACCUUCUCCACGGGGGCCCCCACCAAUGAAAAGAGGACCACCAUCUCGAAGUGGAGGACCUCCUCCUAAAAGAUCGAUGAGAGGUCCACCGUCACGAGAGAGAGAUAGUUAUGGACCCCCUAGGAGGGAGUCUCUACCUUCCCGAAGAGAUGACUAUGGAUCUCCAAGAGAUGACCACUAUCUUAAAGAAAGUUAUUCCAGCAGAGAUUAUCCUAGUUCCAGAGAGUCUAGGGACUAUUCAUAUCGUGAGUAUAGCCAUUAUAAUUCCCGUGAUGAAUAUGGUUAUGGUUCCAGAGGAUAUAGUGAACGUGAUGGGUAUAGUCGUGAUGGCCGCUAUAGUCGUGACUUCAUUUCUGAUAGACCGAGUGGAGGGUCUUACAGAGAUUCUCAUGACAGUUAUGGUAAUUCUCGUGGUCCACCUGCCAGAGGGCCACCACCAUCAUAUAGUGGAAGCAGCCGUUAUGAUGAUUACAAUUCUCGAGAUGGAUACAGUAGCAGAGAUCAUUACCAAAGCAGCCGAAGUGAUCCUUACUCCAGUGGUAGAGGUGAUCGUUUUGCCAGACAAGAAAGGGGACCUCCCCCAACAGUUGACAGAGGUUUUGCUCCACGGAGUUCUUAUGGCAGUUCAAGUCGUGGAGCACCCAGAGGCAGAGGUCGUGGAGGCAGUCGCUCAGCCAGAGGAGGAAGCCGAAGCAGAUAUUAAGCUUAAAACAUUGUAUGCUUGGACCAAAACGAAAUGGACAUCUAUCCCUAAAUUAAGUGGAGUACGUUCAGAUCUCAUUAGGAAAUAAAAUUUGGGGACCUUUUUUUUCUUAUUUAUGUAACUACAGUUCAGGGGUCGAAAUAAGGAUUUGUCAGCCAAAGCUGACUCCUGUAAUGUAUAAUGGAACUCUUUUCUAAAAAAAAAUGUAUUUUUAUUUUUUAUUUGCGUUUUAAGGUUUAAAUCUAGCUACGUUUUUAAGGUGUAUUUUUUAUUAUAUUUUUUCUUUGUCACCAACUUUUCAAGUUUUCUUUGGUCCGUUCUGCCCCAAUGUUCUCCAGUAUGUUUUUUUGGGAGGAGGUAUUUUUCUUCUGUCCAUGUAUUGCGCCAGUCAGUUAUGUUAGUAGUGCCAUACCACAUUUUGCUUGGACUUCAUGCCUAAGCUUUGGUUGCAUAAUUGUCUGUGACUGCAGUAGUCAUGCCGCCCAGACCCCCCCCCCCCCUCAGUUUUUUGAGAGAGGCUGGCACCAAGUUGUGGUCAGCACCUGCUGAAACAAAUUGCCUCUUGUUUUGAGCCCUGUAGUGUUUGCUAUUUUUUGUAAAGCAGGUUAAGUGAAUAUUUCCAUUUCCGUAAUGUUGACAAUUCAUGCAAAAAUGUAGCAUGUUAUGUUCAUGUGAAUUCUUUGUGCCAGUGUUUUCUAAAGUAAAAUCUCAAAACGUGCAAACUUGUGCAGCUUCUACAUUUCAUUUUCUUCAAAGGAUUACUUGAUCUGUUUCACAUACUUUAAAUGCAAAAAAAAAAAAAAAAUUUAAAGAUGCACUCUUCCAAGUUUGGAUUGGAGGCUGGCUGUUUUUGUAUAUCCCAGCUUGUCUGUCCCUGAGAAAAAUCUUAUGCUGCAUAUGUCAUCAGUGGAUAUUCUACAGACAGUUGUUUAACCACUGAAAACCUAAGUGCAAGAAAUAGUUGGCAAACUCAUUCCAGUCAUUUGGUCACGCAAUCUUGGUGGUCUCCAGUCUUAUUAAAAUGAGUCCUUGGAUGCAGUUUAAGAAAAUUAAACAAUCUUAACUAAAAUGA
This is a messenger RNA of Protopterus annectens (West African lungfish), 2268 nucleotides long. RefSeq names its product RNA binding motif protein, X-linked-like-1. Gene Ontology annotation, cellular component: spliceosomal complex. Gene Ontology annotation, biological process: positive regulation of mRNA splicing, via spliceosome. Gene Ontology annotation, molecular function: RNA binding. The record is from RefSeq and is a predicted model, not a curated record. Lineage: Eukaryota; Metazoa; Chordata; Ceratodontiformes; Protopteridae.